This is a messenger RNA of Amaranthus tricolor (Joseph's coat), 4355 nucleotides long. Its product is annotated as ATP-dependent RNA helicase DEAH13. The record is from RefSeq and is a predicted model, not a curated record. Bases 235 to 4152 code for a protein of 1305 amino acids. The transcript has 11 exons. Gene Ontology annotation, molecular function: ATP binding; RNA binding. Lineage: Eukaryota; Viridiplantae; Streptophyta; Magnoliopsida; Caryophyllales; Amaranthaceae. Gene Ontology annotation, biological process: maturation of SSU-rRNA from tricistronic rRNA transcript (SSU-rRNA, 5.8S rRNA, LSU-rRNA). Gene Ontology annotation, cellular component: nucleolus; intracellular anatomical structure.
AAAUCUUAUUCAAUAAAAUUACCAAAAUCUUACAAACCCCCCAUAAAUCUUUUCUUCCAUGGUUCGCUGCAGUACUUGCAGACAGAGAAGCCGCAACUUACCUUCAUCCACGGCCGCCUCCGACGCCGGCUAAGCAGCAGCCUUUGACGCCGCUGCUGCUCUUACAGCCGCCGCCGCCAACAGUCAAGCAUUCGCUGUUCCUAUUGACGCUGAAUUACACUUUCGGUUGAGAGCAUGGAUUCUUCAGGUGAUAGUAAUGCACUUAUAUUGCCACCUAAAUUAAAGACUCAUAAGCAAAAAUCCAAUUCUCAGAUAAUUUGUUGUCAGAAUAAAAGUUUGAGUAAAUCCCAGAAAAGAAAGUUGAAGAAAUUGGAGGAAGAGAAGGAAAAACAAUUAUUGCUAUCAAAAAGCUUGGAAGCCUUAGAGAAGUAUACAAUAAGUGAUGAUGCACAUUCGCUUCUGUGGUCUUCCCAGAACAUCGGUCAGGCGGAGACAACACGGGAGAAGCGUAGGAGGGUUAUGCAAUUUUCUAAGGCUGGUUUGGAUUUUCUAUCGAGUAAUAUGGAGUCCAAGAAAAAGAAAGGUGGUUCAUGCGAAACUGAAUUGGAUGUUUGUAAAAGCUCCCAAUUGGAAGUUUCCCAUGAGAUGGAUACUUUCAAACCACUACCUAUUGAGAGAGAGCAUAUAAACUCUGUGCCUUUGCUAGGGCCAGAUGAUCAAAAUAGUCUUGGUGAUCUUGAGGAGAUUGGGCCUGAUGGAUCGAUUAAGGAAGCAACAGCUAGUGAAGAUAGCUGCAAAAUCAACAAUUUAGAUGCUGGAAGUCCCUCAGUUCCUUGGUGUCCUGACGGUGAUGACAAAGUUAUUGCUGCAACGUGUGAAGGCAAGGAUGAGUCGAGGCUUAGCACAUAUGUGACAAGAAGGGUAGAUGGAUCCGUUUCAGAACCUCCAGUUGCUCCUACUGUUGUACACGUAGUACGGCCAGAAGAUGUGGAAAAUGGGAGGAGAGACCUCCCAAUUAUUAUGAUGGAGCAGGAGAUUAUGGAAACAAUAAACAAUCAUAGCAGCGUGAUUAUUUCUGGAGAAACUGGGUGUGGCAAGACCACACAAAUUCCACAGUUUCUGUAUGAAGCUGGUUAUGGUUCAGCAGAUUGCCCCAUGAGACGUGGUGUUAUAGGUGUAACCCAGCCUCGGCGUGUUGCUGUGCUCUCUACAGCAAAACGUGUAGCAUAUGAGCUUGGAUUGCGACUUGGUAAAGAAGUUGGUUUUCAAGUUAGGUAUGACAGAAAGAUUGGAGAAAACUGCUCCAUAAAAUUUAUGACAGACGGGAUUCUACUUCGAGAGAUUCAGAGUGAUUUCUUGUUGAAGCGCUACUCUGUAAUUAUACUGGAUGAGGCUCAUGAAAGGAGUCUAAACACAGACAUUCUAAUUGGCAUGCUUUCUCGUGUUGUUAGGGUGCGCCAGGCAACAUAUGAAGAUCAGCAGAAGCUGUUGCGGGCUGGAAAAGAAAUCAUCGUCGAAGAAAGAGUAUAUCCCCUAAAACUUAUAUUAAUGAGUGCAACCUUGCGGGUUGAGGAUUUCACUUCAGGAAGUCGGAUAUUUCAUGAACCUCCACCUGUUAUAAAUAUUCCGGCAAGACAGUUUGUCGUGACAACUCACUUCUCAAAGAAAACAGUGCUUAAAGACUAUGUUGGUGAGGCAUUUAAGAAGGUCUUAAAAAUUCACAAGAAGUUGCCCUGUGGUGGCAUAUUGGUGUUUGUCACUGGUCAAAGGGAAGUAGAGGAUUUGUGUCGUUUGCUUCGUCAAGCUUCAAAGCAAUUUGGAAACAGAAGCAGUGAAGUCAAUAAGGAGAUUGACAAAAGUACUAGAAAUAGUAGUGGCCAAAUUGAUGGGUAUAGUAUGAAAGAGAUUGAUGAAGCCCUUGAUCCUCGUGCAAGCUCAGAUGAAACAGACAGGUUCAGUUGUUAUGAUGAAUCUCAUGAUGAAUCAGGUAACAAUGAUGCAUAUUCUUCCUCCAUUUCCGGGUCAGAGAGUGAGUCAGAUGUUGACAGUGAUUUUGAAGAUCAGAAGAUUCUUAAAGUGGAUGAUAGUUCUGUAGACUUAACAGAAGAUGUAAACCUUGAUGCUUUGAAGGUUGCUUUUGAAGCUUUGACAGAAAAGACAGCUCCAACAUUAGGUUCCAAGGGGAAUGAAGUGAAUUCUGGGACUGAAAAUGUUUGUUCAAUUAAGCCUUUCAGCUCGAGUAUGCUUAAAGGAGAGAAAAAGGAUCCUGUUGGUCCAUUGCAUGUUUUGCCUCUUUAUGCUAUGCUUCCGGCAGCUGCUCAGCUUCGAGUCUUUGAAGAGAUCAAGGAAGGGGAGCGUCUCGUAGUUGUUGCCACUAAUGUUGCUGAGACCUCUUUGACCAUUCCUGGAAUAAAAUAUGUGAUUGACACUGGAAGGGAAAAGGUGAAGGAGUAUAAUCCUUCUAAUGGAAUGGAAUCGUUUAAAAUUCAGUGGAUAAGCAAGGCAUCAGCUGCUCAACGUGCUGGAAGAGCCGGAAGAACUGGACCUGGUCAUUGUUAUUGCUUAUAUUCUUCUGCAGCUUUAUGCAAUCAAUUUCCAGAAUUCUCAAUUGCUGAAAUUCUUAAAAUUCCCAUUGAUGGUGUUGUCCUCGUCAUGAAAUCCAUGGGUAUAAGUAAGGUUGCAAAUUUUCCAUUCCCUACCUCUCCGGAUGUCACUGAGCUCAUGAAAGCUGAGAAGCGCUUAAUGGCUCUUGAAGCUCUUGAUAGUGAGGGUAGGCUGACACUUUUGGGAAAGACAAUGGCUCUGUACCCUAUGAGCCCAAGGCACUCUAGGUUGCUUCUUCUUGCUAUACAGAUGACGAAGACUGCAAUUAGUGUACGGCCCAAUUUGGUUCUAGGUUAUGCAGUGGCAGUUGCGGCUGCCUUGAGCUCGUCGAGUCCUUUUCUUUUUCAGUUUGAUGAGAGUCAGAACAAUGCCCACGGCAUAGAGCAGCAAGAGGAUUCUGGUUCACUUGGCAGCAAGGAAAACAAAGACAAGCAAGCCAAGCUAACAAAGAAACAAAUGAAAGAAUCUUCGAGGCUUUCACGAGCAAAAUAUUUCAACCUUAAGAGCGAUGCUUUAACUGCAGCUUACGCCUUGCAGUGUUUUGAGCAAGCUGCAAAUCCAUCCCAAUUCUGUAAGGAAAACACACUACACUUAAAAACUAUGGUAGAAAUGUCUCAGCUAAGAAAGCAACUACUGCAGUUAGUCUUUAAUCAGAGAUACAGUGGGCUAAACCAAGAGUUCUCAUGGACUCGGGGAACCAUAAAAGAUGUGGAAAAUAGUUGGAAAGUGUCUUCCGAUAAGAAUCCUCUCUCGGAGAAAGAAGAAGACAUCUUAUGUCAAGCUAUAUGUGCUGGAUGGGCAGACAGGGUUGCAAAGCGGAUCAAAGGAGCCCGUUCAUUGUCAGAAGAAGAUGCAAAAAUCAACGCCAUUCGCUAUCAGGCUUCUUUGGUUGAAGAAACAGUGUUCCUUCGCCGCAGGUCAUCCAUCUCAAGAGCAGCUCCCGAAUUUUUGGUGUAUCAUGAGUUGCUUCAGACAAAACGGCCGUACAUUCAUGGAGCAACGAGCGUGAAAUCAGAGUGGCUGGUGAAAUAUGCAGGAUCAUUGUGCACGUAUUCAGCUCCUAUGACAGAUCCGAAACCUUCUUAUGAUCCUCAUCAUGAUCAAGUAUUUUUCCAUGUUAUUCCAUAUUUUGGUCCCGAGUUAUGGGAACUUCCCGUUAGCAAAUCACCAAUCAAAGAUGUGCAACAGCGUGUUACUGUCUUUGCUUAUGCUUUGCUGGACGGUCAGAUUUUGCCGUGCUUAAAAUCUGUCAAGAACUUCAUGGCGAGCCCACCCAGCAUCAUCUUAAAGCCAGAAGCAUUGGGUCAAAAACGCGUGGGCAAUCUUUUACGUAAAUUAAGGACAAGAUCACAAACAAUCGAUAGCUGCGCCAAACUAAACGAAGCAUGGAAAGAAAACCCAAAACUGUUGCAUUCGGAAAUACUGGACUGGUUUCAGAGCGGAUUUCAUCAUGUUUUCGAUGAAUUAUGGGAAAAAAUGCAUCAAGAAGCGCUUUUGGCACCUCAGGAUCGUUUUCCCGACAGAAGUAGAAGAAGAAAAAACAGUUAAAAAGUUUAUCAGUUUAUUAAACUGAAAUUCUUAUUUAUUCUACUAGUUAGAAAUUAUGAUAAUGAACAUUUGAACACAAUGAUACUAUAGUGAUGGGUCCAUGACCAUCCCUCCAAUUUUGUACUCCUAUCACCUAUUGCUUCUAUAGUGAUUGCCCCUAAAAAUCAAUCGCUAUAAAAUUAAAUAAAAUUCGUAUUUAUGAA